Molecule: messenger RNA, 640 nt
Organism: Prorocentrum cordatum
Lineage: Eukaryota; Dinophyceae; Prorocentrales; Prorocentraceae
Source: the annotation of a GenBank genome assembly
AUGACGUACUCCGACACCUACCCUGGGAAGUUCCUUGGCCUCCUUGCUUUUGAUGACAUCGAGCAGAAGGCUGUUCUCUUGGACAUACAGAGGGAUUGGCGCCUGCUUCAGUCACUCGAAGCAUCCGACGACGAGUGGGCAAAGCACUACCUGAGACAGUUGCGGUGGCCAAUGGAACAGUGGACCAGAGAGAUGUUCGUGAUGCUGUAUGAGGAGAGCUUUAAGAAUGUGAGUAAAGAGGCGUUCGACAAACUCUUGGGUUUCGCGAAUUCGUGGAUGUCGACCCUUAUCAACGAGGACCUCUUCAACCGUUACCGUGCCAGGGAGCGCGCGCACCAAGCGAGCGUAUUUGGCAGGGUUUCUCGCUGGCACAAGGCAACCACCACUGAGUUGAUCAAGGACAUGAAGCUUGUGAACGUGACGCCUGACUUUUGCAGAGCUGAUAUCUCGGAGUUCUCGCUGGACCCGCAGUUGCUGGACGUCUUCACGGACGCGGCGAAGGAGUUCCCACACUUGAGCGGCCAGGGGAUGCUGAAGCGCGGGAUGGCGUGGCAGAGUGCUCGCAAGCUCCAGGGGGACAUCGCCGAGAUGAAAUUAUCCUGGCUGUCCUUGUGCAUCGAGCCUGGCAUGUACGUGAUGG